CUUGCCUCAGUCACGGCCUGCGCGGGUCCGCGGUACCGGGACCCGGGCGGGGGCUCGGACUGUGGAUUAGCCCCAAAACAGCGGGUCUGGCAUCGUCUGCAGGGCGGAAAAACAGCUACCGUGACUUCUGCAGCUUCUCUGCUUUUCGCUUCAAAAACUUGUGUUGUUACGCUGUGACGUAGGGUCAGGUGGAGAGAGACCGCAGGCAACACCGUGGAGUGACAGGACAAGGGAUUUUGAUGCCCAAAGACAACGUAGAAAUUGCUCCUGACUUAAACUGUACUCUGGAAGAGGAGGAAGAAUCCACUGGGAUCCCAAAGAUGCCUAUGACCUUCUAAAUCUGAGAACAGCUCAUCAGAGCCGAACAGCAAAGACAAAUCUUUUUGUCCCUAAGCCCAGUGCUCCUGUGUGGUGUUUGUACCUCCCCAUAUCUGAGCUGGGGAAAGGCAGAGCUGCUGCUCCUGCAGGAUCACUCUGCCAUUGACAUGUGGCAUUUUGGGCAACACAAAAUAAAGUGGCUCAGACAAGUGCUGCAUCUCUCUAAAUGUGCUGUCCAUUACCCCAAUCUGAUUAUCUUAAUUGCCAAAGCCAUUAGAGCCCUGCAGUCUGAAAGGAAACAAAAAAUCUAUGCAAUUACCAGCCCUGAAAUUGAGUUAUAAUCUUGUAAUAAAUUACAGUGAGGGCCACUUUCUCCAGCGACUCUCAGAGGCACAUUUAAUUCUCUGCUUCAGGGCAGAAACUCAAUUAAAAACAAAAACCUAUUUCAUUUUAAUUGCUGGCCUAAUGAAACCUCUGUCACCUGCAGCUUCCUUGUGUGUCUGUCCAGUGUCUCAGCUCUACUGAGUGGCUUCUUGCACAGAGCUAAUGUGUGUGUUGCACAUGCAUUAUAAUAAUAUAUAUUUGUUAUAGAGUGCACUUUAAGUGCAGCACCAGCUGAUGGUGGCACUCAUGGAAAUGGGUAGAAACAACACAGAUUUCUGUCUGUGAAUCCCCCUGCCACAGGCCAGGUUGGAUAUGGAGCUGUGACCAUCACUGCUGCUCUCCUGUUUCUACCAGGGUGGUUUGGGGUGUAUAAAACACACUGGGAUUGGCACAGGAGAAGCCUUGGCACAACCAGGGUGUUCCCAUGACCCUGUUUGUUGGUGAGAUGAGGAAAUGAGCAGGAGUGGGAUCACUCACCUGUGCUGAUGCCAAAAAACUCCUCCAAUAAACCACUUCAUCAGAAGCACCUUUGGCAGAUGCCAUUUCUGCUCCAGCAGGGAAUGAGGAUCCUGCAGCAUCCAGAAGUGAAAGAAGUUCCUAAAAGCCUGGUUCAAGCCUCUGGCAGGAUGGAAGCAGGAGAAGAAGCUCCUCUGCCUGGAACUGCCUGGAAUGGGUAUUUAAGCAAUUUCAGUCAUGGGACCAUAGCAGGCAGCCACUGGUCAAACACAACCUCAGGAGUGACAGCAACAACCACAGACACGUGGCUGGAUGCUGCCAAUUUGAGUGAAUACCCGUAUGAGUACCUGGAUGAGGAGGAUUAUGGGCUCUAUGGCCUCUGCACCAAAGAGGAGGUGCGCUCCUUCAGCAGGGUGUUCUUGCCAUCAUUUUACACCGUGAUCUUCCUGGUUGGAAUGGCUGGGAAUGCCCUCCUGUUUACUGUCCUCCUCAUGUACAUCAAGAAGAAAAAGAAGAUGACUGAGCUGUAUCUGCUGAACCUGGUGGUUUCAGACUUCUUCCUGCUACUGACCCUUCCUUUCUGGGCUCUGUACAUUUCUCAGUGGGUCACCUGGGACAUCUUGUGCCCAUUCUUAAACGCCAUGUACACUCUGAACUUCUACAGUGGCAUCUUCUUUGUGAGCUGCAUGAGCCUGGACAUGUAUCUGCAGAUAGUUCAUGCUUGCUCUCCUCACAGCUCCACAGUGUGUAGGAAUUCCAUCCUCCUCUUAUUAGUGAUGUGGAUCCUUUCCAUUGCUCUCUCCAUUCCUGAUGGCCUCUUCACCAGCACAAGGCAAAUUCACAACAAAACCAUCAUGUGCACCCAGGAUUAUGGCCAGGAACACUUAUUUUGGAAAGUUGUCUUUCGGGUGAUUCAAAACAUCCUGGGAUUCCUUUUCCCCUUCCUCUUCAUGACGUUCUGCUAUUCCCGCAUCAUGUGUGUCCUCAACACCUCACAGAUACCUGGCUCCAGGAGAGCUCUCUGCUUAGUCCUUGCUCUGGUGGGGGUCUUCUUUGUGCUGUGGUGUCCUUACAACAUUGUGCUCAUCCUCCACUCCCUGCAAGAUGUCGGUGUGAUCAGGAGCUGUGAAAGCAGUAGGAAACUGGACUAUGCCCUGCAGAUCACGGAGAGCUUGUCCUUUGUCCACUGCUGUCUCAACCCCUUCCUCUAUGCUUUUGUGAAGAAAUGGUUCAGGGCAUAUUUGUGGAAGAUCCCCCAGGCCAUUUUCAGGAGAAGCGCUUUCUUUCCCAUCCAGGACUCCCAGACGAGCGCAUCUUGCAGCAGAUAUGCAGCUGAGAUAGAAAUGUUGAGCAUCACAAAUGCAUCAUAAAUAUUUACAUUAUUUACAUCAUGUGUGGGCCCUCUGUGCUCUAUUUUACCAGCUGUGCCCAUGAUGGAGCUGGUGUGAGCCCACAGCACUGUGUAACCAGAUAGCUCAUCCUAGCAGCAGCCUCGAGAUGAGAAUUUUCCAUACUCAGAUUGGAAAAGUACAUGUGGGAUCUGUUUUUGUUGCAAGUGGAAUUGUUACGAAAGGAUUGUCCUGGAUUUGCACUAGUGAAAGAAACCCAGUUCCCAUCUGGACUAUGUGAGGCAAUAGCAAGUAAAGGAGCAGAUUUCUCAAUGCUGUGCCUUAAAAAAUGCAAACUGAC
Molecule: messenger RNA, 2847 nt
Organism: Parus major (Great Tit)
Lineage: Eukaryota; Metazoa; Chordata; Aves; Passeriformes; Paridae
Gene: ACKR2
Product: atypical chemokine receptor 2
Exons: 5
Coding region: 1188-2528 (446 amino acids)
Biological process (GO): chemotaxis; immune response; G protein-coupled receptor signaling pathway
Cellular component (GO): membrane
Molecular function (GO): chemokine binding; chemokine receptor activity; scavenger receptor activity
Source: RefSeq, a predicted model, not a curated record